AUGACUACUGUGGUAAAAACUGUUGAAGCUGUGAACGAAAGUAAUUUACGUGCACGAAAAAAGAACAUCAACACUCCUUAUACAAUUGAAGAAGUUGCAAAGCACAACACCGAGAACGAUUUAUGGAUAAUUAUUAAUAAUAAGGUGUACGACGUAACUAAAUGGAUCCCUUACCAUCCAGGAGGCAAUCUACCCAUCCUGAAUUUAGGUGGACAUGACGUUACUGACGCAUUUCGAGGAUUUCAUCCUGAUUGGGCGUUUAAAAAGUUAUCUGCUUUUCAAGUUGGUAUCUUGACCGGCUACGAACCUAACCAAGUUGUCAAAGAUUAUCGAGCCCUUGAUGAAAAGCUACGCCGUGAAGGUUACUAUAAGACACAUUAUAUGUUUUACGCUAAAUUAUAUCUGUGGUUGUCAUUUCUAUUUUGCCUAUCGAUGUACUUAACGAUAUACACCACUGAGUUGAAAUGGCAAAUGCUUGGGGCUUUAGUAUUGGGAAUGUUCUGGCAACAGCUUGCAUUCGUUGGCCAUGAUACUGGACAUAUUAGCAUCUCUCAUAACAGAGACAUUGACGGCUGGAUAGGAUCAACUGUAGGCAAUUUCUUUGGUGGUGUCAGUUUAGCGUGGUGGAAACGUACUCACAACGUUCAUCAUGUAGUACCCAAUUCUGUCCAACAUGAUCCUGAUAUUCAACAUUUACCUAUAUUUGCUGUAACUGAUAAAGUUAUUCCUGAUGGUGUAUUCUCCAAUUAUCAUAAAAAGCAAAUGACCUUUGAUAGUUUUGCAAAAUUUAUGGUUUCCAAUCAACAUAUUUUCUAUUAUCCUGUCAUGGCUGUUGCUAGAUUUAACUUAUACUUGCAAUCGAUAUUACUACUUUUCAGUAAUGUUGAUGUACAAUGCAGAAAAGCCGAAAUAGUCAGUGUUGGCUUAUUUUGGUGCUGGUAUAUUAAAGUAUUAGGUUUUCUGCCUAGUACUUCAGCUAUGAUAGCCUACGUACUAAUUAGUCAUGUAGUAGCUGGCUUAGUUCAUGUUCAAAUUUGUUUGUCUCACUUUCCUAUGGAAACUUACGAUGGUGUUCCUUACAACUCAGAUGAUGAAUGCUAUUGCAUCACACAGUUGAAAACAACUCUAAACGUUGACUGUCCAGAAUGGUUGGAUUGGUUUCAUGGGGGCUUGCAAUUCCAAGUUGAACAUCAUCUUUUCCCCAGGCUUCCAAGACAUAAUUUAAGACACGCUCGUAAACUGGUGAAAGAACUAUGCAAGAAACAUAAUUUGCCAUACUAUGAAUAUGGAUUUGUUGAAGCUAAUAGACUUUUAUUACUCACCUUAAAGAAUGCAGCAGAAGUAGCUAAAAAGGCAAAGGAAGUUAAAUUUUCUUUAAAAAAUUCAAUCAUUGGUGACCUUUUAUAUGCUAGAGGUUAAUUGGUGAUUUAUUUGCGUGUUCCCCAUUGUAAAGAGUUUAUAUAUCAUUAAAUAUACUUAAAUUGUGAUGCUUGUUGGGAAAUUUUCUAUUAUAAGCUAUAGCGAAAAUUCAACAAAUGUUUGAGCAUAACUUUGAACAUCACAUUCUUG
Trichoplax adhaerens is the source of this 1569-nucleotide messenger RNA. RefSeq lists its product as uncharacterized. The coding region runs from base 1 to 1419 and encodes 472 amino acids. Gene Ontology annotation, cellular component: membrane. The transcript is spliced from 3 exons. Gene Ontology annotation, biological process: lipid metabolic process. The record is from RefSeq and is a predicted model, not a curated record. NCBI's taxonomy places the organism in Eukaryota, Metazoa, Placozoa, Uniplacotomia, Trichoplacea, Trichoplacidae. Gene Ontology annotation, molecular function: oxidoreductase activity, acting on paired donors, with oxidation of a pair of donors resulting in the reduction of molecular oxygen to two molecules of water.